Messenger RNA from Stegodyphus dumicola, 1244 nucleotides. Its product is annotated as transcription elongation factor A N-terminal and central domain-containing protein 2-like. Gene Ontology annotation, cellular component: nucleus. The record is from RefSeq and is a predicted model, not a curated record. Lineage: Eukaryota; Metazoa; Arthropoda; Arachnida; Araneae; Eresidae.
GCAAUUUGUUAAAAAGGAAACGCGUGGGUUUUAUCAGUUUAAGAAUUUGAAGUUAUACCUGAUUAAAAUCGUAAUAGGUAGUCCAGUUCUCCGCCAAGAAAAUCGGAUAACUUCCAGAAUUUUGUAACCUAGUGUGUUUUUUUAAAAAGAAGCAAAUGUUCAUGUAUUAAGAAUAGUAUGUCAAGAGCAGAUUUUUAUGAAGUUUGCUUUGUAGAAGAAAUUGUAUCUAAACGCUAUCCGUCUAAUCCUGCUUCAAAGCUUGUCAGAGUUUUAGGGAAACUGAAAAAUUUCGACCCAGUGACUUCUCUUGGUGAAUUAUCUGAUCCGGAGGCUAAGACAUAUUCAACUUUAGCUGUUAAUUUUGAAAAUAUUUCAGAUACUCCUUUAAUUAGAGGAAUAUUGUAUCAGGUUGUUGGAGAAGUUGCCGAUAAAGGAAGUAAAAUAACUCUUAAUGCAUCGAUAGUUAGAAAUGUGGAUGGGAUUGAUAUGCAGAUGUAUAAAGAAGCCAUUAAUUUAAGACGUCAGUUUCUUUCCAAGUGAAAUCACAGAAUUUUGGAUAGCGGUUUAAAAUUAUUUCUUGAAGAUGUCAAAAUUGAAACAAGCCACUCUUUCAUCUCUCAAGGGUGUAGUAGUUGUAGAAGAUUUUCUCAGACAUAAAAAUGUACUUGAGAGUGAAGAUGAAACGGAAGAUGUUAUUUUGAAGAGCUUAUCAUAUCUGAAAAUGAAGAAACCUGCUAAAGAAGUUUUGUCUUCAACAGGCAUUGGUGUAGUUGUGAAAGCUUUGGAAAACCAUACCAGUGAAAAAAUUUCAAAUGAAGCUAAAAACUUAAGCAAGUUAUGGGUUCUGGAUGGAGAAUGUAAACGUCAACCAACUGUUAAAGUUAGGUAUGAUAAUUUGACUCGUCAUAUACGCAGAACAUCUGUGAAGUUCUUUUUGAAGGAGCUUGGAGAAAAUGAAAAGAAUGAAAAAAUAGCUGAUAUUUUAGAAAGAGAAAUAUUUAAUCAAUCCAACAGGCUAAUCUCAAAAAGUUACAAGAAGACUGUGCGUAAAAUUAUAUUUGUAUUGAGACAUGAUGCUGCUGAAAAUGCAGCACUGAAAAAUGGGAAAGUAACGCCUGUAAGCUUUGCUAUAAAAUAUAGGCGAUGAUUUUUAUACUAAACUUGUUCAAAUCUAGAAUGUUUAGUCUUAAUGAAUUUGUAAAUAGUUCACACUAAUAAAAUAUAAUUUUGUAUUUUAAAUUUAA